Messenger RNA from Eremomyces bilateralis CBS 781.70, 417 nucleotides. RefSeq names its product MGMT family protein. NCBI's taxonomy places the organism in Eukaryota, Fungi, Ascomycota, Dothideomycetes, Eremomycetales, Eremomycetaceae. The record is from RefSeq and is a predicted model, not a curated record. Gene Ontology annotation, biological process: DNA repair. The transcript is spliced from 4 exons. Gene Ontology annotation, molecular function: catalytic activity. Bases 1 to 417 code for a protein of 138 amino acids.
AUGGCUCGCACCGAGGAGGCGGCAGCCUGGUUUUCAGCAGUCUAUCGAGCCGUCCAACAAGUCCCAGUCGGCAAAGUCACCACGUACGGCCAUAUCGCUCUCCUACUGGAUCACCCUGAAAGAGCAAGGCAGGUUGGCGUAUGCUUAAAGCACCUUCCAUCCGCGCCAGACCCGGACGAUCGAUACUCACAGCUGUUUAAUGGAGGCAAUGUCCCAUGGCAGAGGAUAAUUAAUUCCAAAGGCGCAAUCAGUCCGAGGGGACCAGGCGGUGCUCAGAGGCAGGCGGAUGUGCUUACAGAAGAGGGCGUGGAGGUCGAGUAUGAUGGAAUGGAAUACAGGAUAAAAUUGGGCACUUUCGGGUGGUUCCCGAAGGCGUUGCCGAGUGAGGAUGAAGCCGGGAGUGGAGAUCAUUGUUGA